This is a messenger RNA of Blepharisma stoltei, 246 nucleotides long. Lineage: Eukaryota; Ciliophora; Heterotrichea; Heterotrichida; Blepharismidae. The record is from the annotation of a GenBank genome assembly.
AUGGAAUGCUCAUGCUACAAAAAAUUUCGUUGUGGAAUACCUUACUGUCAUUUACUCUUGAUUUACGAGUUCGUAGGAGAUGAUUUAUUAUAUCUUAUCGUUUCAGCUACAGCAAAAAGAUGGUUGCUUCCAGAAUGUAUUGAACUUUCCAUUGAAGAAAUUAAGGAUAUUUGGAAUGCUCCUGACUUAAAGCGUAACAUAAUUGAGGCAAAUCAAGAUGGCAUCAAGUUAAUAAAAGAUAAUUAG